CCUGCCAGCAGCAGCUCUUUUCUCUACUACUUCAAACUCCUCUCUGCAACCGUUGCUUGUAAAGACUUUUUUUUUUCCUGUUUUGUUCAUCAAUAACUCCCUCCCCUCCUUUUUUUUUUUUUAAACAGACAGAGAGGUCAGUUAACACACACUCAUGAGUCCAUCUUUGCACAAUUACUUAUUGACGGAAUAAAGUCUACUGGAUUUUUACUUUUUGAUUGGAGUUUAUACGUUGUUAUUAUUAUCUGUAGCAAUUACGUGUAGUCUGCGUUUUGGGCUGUUUUCAGUGGCAUUCCUGUGCUCGGCAACCUAUGCAGCGCAGGGAGCUGCUUUUCCCAAUAAGCAAACGCGUGGCUCCUUUGUGUACAGCGGUAGCUGCUGCCGAUUUGGGUGCAUGGGCACCUCUUGUGCUUCAGCUCCUCACAGCAGGUUUUAUUUUUAAAUACACAACCCCCCGCCCGCGGCGCUCAACAAGCUCGGUCCCACCUUUGAGACUCGGCUCUAGAUUUCUGUGCGAUAGUAAAUGCGGUAUUACUGGUAGAGCUGCCACCAGCCCUUUAAAUCGCACUCCGCUGACAAACUUGCCUCUGCCUGCACCCGAGCCUUCAAUAAAGGACAAGCAACUAAAGGCCCAUUCCUUUAGGACUGGACAAAACUGCAAGAGUUGACAAGACCCCGUUAAGCAUGGAUGUAAGGUUUUACCCCGCCGCUGCUGGCAAUGCCCUGAGUGGGGAUCCUUCUAACCUGGACUUUACCCAGUGUUUAGACUACUACAGCUACAAGGUCGUGCAAUGAAGCAAGAACUUCCCAAAAUGGUAGACCUGAGUGACCUGAAUGCAUUCAAAAAUAAUAUGGCUCAUUACAAGAAAAAACUUCAAACGUUCUGAACCACAGUAUUGCAAGUGUUUGUAAAAUUUGGGAAUAAUAAUUACAUGAAUAUGACUGAAGCCAAUAAUGCAUUUCUCGCUGCAAAUGAGACAUUCCAUACUCCAAGUCUCGGAGAUGAAGAGUUUGAGAUUCCUCCAAUUACACCACCUCCUGAAACAGACCCUGCGUUAGCCAUGACUGAUGUCCUUCUGCCAUUUCAAGUAUUGGGAGAAGCACUGGCUGCUCAAGGAAAUGGAUUUACACCCCAAUUUCCUCCUCAAAGUCUGGAUCUUCCUUCUAUCACUAUUUCUCGAAAUCUAAUGGAGCAGGAAGGUGUAUUACACAAUAAUGGUUUAUCAUUGGACCAACAUCAGGCUCAGAUGUCCCAGUAUAGACAAGAUCACUCACUGAUUAUGAGGUCACUGGCCCAUAUGACAGAUGCAGUAAGAGCUGGAAUAAUGCCUCCCAGUCAACUGACCACAAUAAACCAGUCUCAGCUCAGUGCCCAGCUGGGGCUCAAUAUUGGUAGCACUGCUAUUCCACACACUUCUCCUUCUCCUCCUGCAAGCAAGUCUGCUACGCCAUCUCCUUCAAGCUCUGUUAAUGAUGAAGAUGUUGAUGAGACGAACAGAAUUAUUGGGGAAAAAAGAGGUGCCCCAGAUUCUGGCAAGAAACCUAAGACACCUAAGAAGAAGAAAAAGAAAGAUCCAAAUGAACCCCAGAAGCCAGUUUCUGCAUAUGCUCUCUUUUUUCGGGACACUCAAGCUGCAAUUAAAGGCCAAAAUCCCAAUGCCACCUUUGGUGAAGUUUCCAAAAUAGUAGCAUCCAUGUGGGACGGCUUAGGAGAAGAACAGAAACAGGUGUAUAAAAGGAAAACAGAAGCAGCCAAGAAGGAAUAUUUAAAAGCUCUUGCAGCCUAUCGAGCAAGUCUUGUAUCAAAGGCUGCAGCAGAAUCUGCUGAAGCUCAAACAAUCCGGUCUGUUCAGCAAACGCUGGCAUCAACUAACCUAUCAUCCACUCUUCUUCUAAACACAUCACUUUCUCAGCAUGCAGCUAUGUCGAUGGAAUCUCAAAAUCUUCAGCAAUCAAUUCCUAGGGCGAUUGCACCUAAACCUUUAACCAUGAGGCUACCACUAAAUCAGAUUGUCACUUCAGUCACCAUUGCACAAAACAUGCAAUCUAAAAUUGGAACGCCUUUGAUGAGCUCCGUGGGUGCCCCAAUGGUUGCCACCCAUCCUUCUCAAGUGAGUCCAACAUUGCAGAGUCAGCAACAUCAGAUUCAGCAGUUGCAGCAGCAGCAGCAGUUGCAUCAAAUGCAGCAACAACAGCUUCAUGAGCACCAGAUGCAUCAGCAGAUCCAACAACAAAUGCAGCAGCAACAAUUUCAGCAACAUAUGCAGCAGCAGCUCCAGCAACAACAGCAGCAGCAACUCCAGCAGCAAAUGCAACAGCAGCUACAACAUAUACACUUACAACAUAUGCAGCAGCAGCAGAUGCAACAUAUUCAACAUCAGUCUCAACUGUCUCCACAGCAGCAGUCACCUGCUGGCUCCCAGUCUGGUGUACCUGCCCAGAUAGCAUCUCCAAUCCCACAUAUUAACAGCCCAUCUCCAGCAUCUCAACACCACCAACAUCCACAGGCACAGACUCAAUUGUUAUCCCAAGUUAGUAUUUUCUAAUACUUCAGUUAGUUUAACAUAGUUUCUUCCCCUCUUUAUGGGAAGGAGCAUACAUUGUAAAUUGUUUAUGUAGGUUAUGCUUGGAUGCAUACUGAACCAAGUGAAAGUGUCUAUUAGAUAGGCAAUACAAAAUAUAAUGUAACUUUAAAUUAUAUUUUAGCAUCCUAUGAAGCAGCUUUUUUCAAGUAAAUCUGCCCUGUUGUUUUCAUGUGAUGCCUUUUUUAAGUUAUUGAAGAUUUUCCUAAAAUAUGUGAAUUGUGUGGUCUAGGAAAAUGUUGUAGAACUUCUAUGCUGGACCCCAAUGUGCAUUUUCAUGAGGACUGUAAGCAUUUGUGAGAAAGACUUUAAACAUGCAUUUGUAACUACCUGUAAUGUGAGAAUGUCACAAUCAUGCAAGUGCAUUUGUUGAACAUAUGUAGUCAAUGACAUUAUUGUCAUAUGAUAUAAUGUAAUUCACAGAUGUUUGCCAAAGUUCUUAUUUUGUCUAACUUUUUUGUGUAUGCUGAAAAAAAUUAAAUGACUCAUUCUCAACCGAAAUUAAAUUUUAAAGUACACUGUAAAAGUAUAUUGAUUUUGUGGCCCACUGUUUUUUUUAAUUUAAAAAAUGGUAAUAUGAUGCCUGUAAGUGAAACUUUUUUUAUUAAAACAAUGUA
Molecule: messenger RNA, 3199 nt
Organism: Xenopus laevis (African clawed frog)
Lineage: Eukaryota; Metazoa; Chordata; Amphibia; Anura; Pipidae
Gene: tox3.S
Product: TOX high mobility group box family member 3 S homeolog
Exons: 8
Coding region: 933-2546 (537 amino acids)
Biological process (GO): regulation of transcription by RNA polymerase II
Cellular component (GO): chromosome; nucleus
Molecular function (GO): chromatin DNA binding; DNA binding
Source: RefSeq, a predicted model, not a curated record